AUGGCACCGAAGCUCUUGAGAGCCCUCCUUGACGAUCCAGGGUCAGUGGGCCUCAACGAAGUCGUUUGUGCUUGCUGUGCGCCUGCGCAAGUGGUAGCUGGCGGUUGCACCGCUGCUGCCAACUACAGAUGCGAAGCUGCAGGGCGUAGCUUUGCUGCUCGAUUCGAGGCUACUGAUGGCCAGUCGUCUCCGAGUGAGAGCGACCAAGCCGAGGAGGCUGAGGUUGGUGAGGACUACACCACAGGCAAGGGCCAGGACAAGUCCUCCGGUGGGUACUUGAAGAUCAGUGACCUACUGAAAGGAGUCAAUCUCUACAAUCUCAUGGGCAUUUCGGAGGGUGCCUCGCAGGACGAGAUCAAGAAGGCCUACAGAGGCUUGGCCCUGACAGCGCAUCCGGACAAGCAGGCUGCAAUGAAACCAGACGAAGCCAAGCAGGUGCAAGAGAACUUCGUGAAGAUCCAGGAAGCUUACGAGCUCCUUUCCGACCAAUCAAAGCGGAAACAAUACGACUCCAGCUUGGACUUCGAUGAGAGCCUUCCCAAGUUUCGCCCGGACAGCGGCCAGGACUUUUUCCAGGUCUUCGGCGAGGUGUUCCGCCGGAAUGCUCGUUUCUCUAUGAAGCGCCCAGUUCCCGAGUUGGGAAGCUUGGAGGAGUUUGUGCGCGGUUUUGCUGUGCCAGACUCCAGCCGGAAUCUUAGCCAGGACGAGCCUCGAGUAUGGAAGCGUAUGGCUUUCAAUCAUGGAGAGAUCCAGCUCGAUCCUUACAAGCAUGGAUCGCAGCACAUCCAGCCAGGGAAUGGUGUUCGGCACGCAAUAUGUGACGAGGUGAUGCUCGCACAGAAAGCUGGCGAGGAGAUCUGUGACCUUGAGGAAGCAGAGUGCCGCGAAGAGAGCAGCGGCGGGCUGGGGCUGGGGCCAGGGCACGCAGUGUCCACGCACUGGGAGGCGCUGGAUGAUGAGGGAGAACCAGCGUGUUUGGCCGAGUCCUUCGAUCCUCGCAUUCAGGCAGAGAAAGAGGCCAAGCGACUGGCUCGCGAAGCAGAGACUGCUCGACGAGAGGAGGAGCGAAUGGCUGCCAAGCGAGCCAAGGAAGAGGCUGAGCGGCAGCAGCGCGAAGCCGAAGAAGCGCUCCGCCUGGCAGAGGAGCAGAAGCGGAAAGAGGAGAAGGCCAAGAGGGAGGCCGUGAAGGAACGGGUGAAGAAGUGUCGGCAGCGGCUCCGAAGCUUCCAUCCGGCCGUCAAGGACCAUGUGGUUCUCGAGCAGCUGAACGAAGUGUGCUUGCAGUUCAGCGAAGAGCAGUUGAGGGAGUUGGGCAACCAGAUCGAGGAAACCUUGAAGGAAAGUAGCCCCCUUGCAGCGGCCAACAUCUUCCACAAGGCGAUCGAGUCCAUCGGCCUUACCCCAAUGAAGGUGAGCGAAGACACAGCCAGCACCACAAGCGGCCCAACCGACUCCCAGGAGGAGGCGCCGAACCAGCGCGAGUCGAGCGAAGAACGACGGAGAGCCAAAGAGAACCAGGCCAAAAUGCGAAUAGUUGAAGAGCAGCAGGCAGCAGAAAAAGCUCGAUUGGCCGCUGAGAGGGCAGAAGAAAAAAAGAAAAAAGAGGAACAGCGAAGAAAGGAUGCCGCCGCAGCGGAGGCUGCUAGGCGGCAGCAAGAAAAGAAAGAAGAGUUGAAAGCAAAAAAGGCAGAAGAGAAGCAAAAGAAGCAGGAAGACGAGGAGAAGGCUCGAAAAGAGCAGCAGCGUGAAUUGGCCAAGCAAAAAGCACAGGAACAGGCACAGAAAGACCGACAGGCCGCCCAAGCGGAGAAGGAGAAGCUGGAGUUGGAGCGGCUGAUCAACCUCUUCGCCAAGGACAGAUUAGACAGGCUGGCCAAGCUUGAACCUCUCUCGGAUGAGAAGCUGGCGGCCUCUCUACAAACAGAAACUGAGGACAGCUCCCUCGCGGGUGCGCUUCUGAUGGUGAAGGACAAGCUCGUGACCUGUGAGGACAGCGACUCGGACCCACUGGAGCGAGCCAUCGCCCUUGUCAGUGAAGCGGCUGGGGGCAGGGGCGUCUGGCCCCUGGCCUUGACGGCCCCCGCGCACCUGCGCCUCGAGAAUGCACUCCGCAACCGGGUGAAGAAGGCCCGAAACCGCCUGAGAGAGGCAGUGAGCUCCUUCUUGAAGUCGUCUAAACUGCCAAAUGCCGAUCAGAACGCUGUCACGGAGUGGCAGCGCGGCAUUGUGGAUGGCACGCUUGAGCUGCCCCCUUGGUCGCCGCAGGAGUCGGAGCCGAAGGCAGCAGGCACCGAGAAGAAAAAGAAGGAGAAGCCGGUGGAGGAGGACUUGGAUCAGAUUUUGGCGGAGUUCGACAGCUCACCACCCAAAAGCAAGAAGCCGGGCAAGAAGAAGAAGUGA
This is a messenger RNA of Symbiodinium sp. CCMP2456, 2400 nucleotides long. NCBI's taxonomy places the organism in Eukaryota, Dinophyceae, Suessiales, Symbiodiniaceae. The record is from the annotation of a GenBank genome assembly.